This is a messenger RNA of Ceratitis capitata (Mediterranean fruit fly), 4392 nucleotides long. Its product is annotated as probable multidrug resistance-associated protein lethal(2)03659. The transcript has 7 exons. Gene Ontology annotation, molecular function: ATP hydrolysis activity; ATP binding; ABC-type transporter activity. Gene Ontology annotation, cellular component: membrane. The record is from RefSeq and is a predicted model, not a curated record. The coding region runs from base 379 to 4284 and encodes 1301 amino acids. Lineage: Eukaryota; Metazoa; Arthropoda; Insecta; Diptera; Tephritidae. Gene Ontology annotation, biological process: transmembrane transport.
AUAUAUACGAACAUUUAGUGAUUGUCGCUCAUAUCGGACAGUACGAUUCGGCUAGAGAAGUCAACGUGCGCUGAUUGUUAUUGUUAUUGUUGGGUGUUGUGAAAAGCAAAUAUUGUAUUAUAAAUAUAUUAAAACCAUUUAACGGUUGUGCAGCAAAGUAAAAAUAUAUAUUAAAUAUAUUAAAUAAAAUAUAUGUAUACAAAACGAAAAAAAAAGUAUUAAAAUAUCGAACAAAAAUUUGUGUUCUAAAAACGAGCGAAAAUACAUAUUUUUUCUACGGCAAAAAAUUUAGUAAAAAUAAUUUUCAGUAAUUGAAAACCUCCUACAGCACCAUUGUGAUAUCCUUAGCAUGCUUAUUUGCUGACGAAUAUUUUGAAAAUGAAUUCAUCGAAAGAGAGUGUAAAACGCAAACCGAAUCCCAUAUUAAAAUCGAAUUUUCUGUCGAAAUGGUUUUUCAUUUGGACACGUGGUGUCUUCAAAAAAGGUUACCAAGACAAAUUGGGACAAGAUGACAUCUACGAUCAUGUGCCAUAUUUGGAAAGCAAGCUGUUAUCGAGUUCACUCAUCAAAUACUGGGAAAAGGAGGUGCGACGAAAGAAACCCAGUCUCUUGCAUAUGAUCUUUAGCGCGUUCGGCUGGCGAUUUGUGCCGAUGUGCAUUAUUUAUUCGAUAUUAGAGAUUACGUUACAUACCUUCCAACCACUUUUCCUCGGCCGCCUGGUAGCCUACUUCUCUGAAGGUCAAACGGAUAUUACCAAGAAAGAAGCCUACCUCACUGCCACCGGCAUUGUACUCUGUUCACUCAUUGCUUCGCUAUGCUUUCAUCCUUUCAUGUUCUUCCUCUUCAAAACAGGCACGGCCAUACGUGUCGCUUGCGCCGGUCUAAUUUAUCGUAAAUGUCUACGUUCGGCGGUGUCAUCGGACAAUAAUGGCAUAAGCGGUUUCGCGAUAUCGGUACUUUCGACGGAUUUGCCACAGUUCGAUACGACUUUCUACUUCUUCCACGAUCUCUGGAAGGGUCCAAUUGAGGCCAUAGUUUUCGGUUACGUCAUGUACAGCGAGAUCGGUUGGCCGGCUAUUGUGGGUAUUGCGGCGAUUGCAAUAUUCAUACCGCUACAAGCGUGGUCUGCUAAGGCGGCUGCCAAAUAUCGGCAUCGGUUCUCCGAAUUUGGCGAUGAUCGCGUGAAGUUGAUGAAUGAAAUCAUUACGGCAAUACAGGUGAUCAAAAUGUACGCGUGGGAGAAGUCGUUCGCUAAACUCAUUGCGAUCGUGCGUAAGAAGGAGAUACGUGCCAUUAGAGGUUCCAUGAAUAUCUACGCGGGUAUGCAGUGCACUAAUAUGAUUUCAAAGUGUGCGCUCUUCCUCAGUCUGAUCGCUUAUGUGUAUACAGGUGAUAUUAUAUCGGCGCGUAAAGUGUUCAUCAUAUCCUCAUACUAUGAUGCGCUCAACGACUCGCUGCUGCAUUUUUGGCCACUCUCGGUCACAACGUGGGCGGAAACGUUCGUCUGCGCAAGACGUAUAGUCACAUUCCUCAUGCAGAGUGAGGAUCCCGCCGAUGGUGGCGUGGAGAAUUUCGCGCUGGAUGUGGACAAGGAAGAGAAAGGCAACUUUUCGGGACGUGUUCACAAUCCACGUGCGAUUGAGAAGAACGUGAUAUUACACAAUCUAAGUGCGAGCUGGGAUCGACCAGGCACGGCAAAGCGUCGCCAUCAUAUUUCGGACGUGAGCUCUCACAUACGGCCCGGUCAAUUUGUGGGCAUUGUAGGUAAUGUCGGCUCGGGUAAGACCACACUGUUGAACGCCAUACUCGGCGAGCUGGAAAUCGCCAAGGGUAAUGUGGAGGUGAAUGGACGCAUCAGCUAUGCGCCACAAGAAGCUUGGAUAUUCGAAGCGAGCGUACGUGAUAAUAUCUGCUUCGUGGAACCGUACGACGCACAGCGCUACAAAGAUGUUGUGCAAGCUUGCGAACUGGAACGUGACCUGCAAUUGCUACCUUACGGCGACUCGACUAUAGUUGGCGAACGUGGCAUUAGUUUGAGCGGUGGCCAGAAGGCACGUAUAAGCUUGGCACGCGCUGUCUACCGUCAGGCGGAUAUUUAUAUAUUUGACGAUCCCCUCUCGGCUGUGGAUGCACAAGUCGCUAAACGACUGCUGCGGAACUGCUUCCAAGAGUAUCUGAGCACAAAGAUACGCAUAAUGGUCACACACCGAGUGUAUAAUCUCAAAGAGGCCGAUUGGGUUAUACUAAUGGAAGCGGGCGUUAUUGAGGUACAGGGCACUUAUGAGGUGCUCGAACAGAAGAUCAGUAAACGAUUGAGUUUGACACAAGAGGAAGUAGAGAAACGACCGAAACUCCUGCACACCGAGAGCAUCUUGGUGAAACCGUCGGUGGAGGAGACGCAGGAAGUGGAACUGCCAAACGAUACGGGCGUGGAGCGUAAGGAGCAACAAAUGCAGGGAUCCGUACGCUUUCACACAUACGUGGCAUACUUCCGCGCCCUUCGCAUGCCUUGGCUGGUAUUUGUGAUAUUUAUGUUGUUCAUUUGUGCGCGUGUCUGCCAAGCCGGCAUGGAUAUAUUCAUCGCCAGAUGGGCCACGUGGGAGGAGUCCCAACCGCAGUUGCACGAGUCGAGUAAUGAGUUCGAUUUGAAGAGGUUGGAGAUCGUCAUCAUCUAUGCGGUUCUCAUGCUGUGUACGCUCGUGCUCUACAUUGUACGCACCUUUGGCUUCUUCUACAUUUGCCUGGCGAUCUCGCUGCGUCUACACGACUAUCUCUUCAAAGGUAUUAUACGCGCACGCAUGCGGUUCUUCAAUACCAACGCUUCGGGCCGCAUAUUGAACCGGUUCUCUAGUGAUAUUGCAAAUAUUGAUAUUGCAUUGCCACAAGCCAUGCUGGACUCGUACUCGUUUUACAUGAACACCAUUGCGGUACUAUCGAUUGUGGCCUUCGCCAACUAUUGGCUACUAAUACCAGCUCUUGUCAUGAUCUCCUUGCUUUACCUAUGCCGUGAACUGUAUAUCAAUACAAGUCGCAGUCUCAAGCGUAUUGAGAGCAUGACACGCAGUCCCGUAUACUCGCACACAAAUCAGACCUUCCAGGGUCUCACAACAAUACGCGCACUCAACGCCAGCAAUCACUUGGAUAACGAGUUUCACGGCCAUCAGAAUACCAACACCUCUGCGUUGUUUCUUUACGUCAGCGUCAAUCGGGCGUUUGCCUUUUGGACCGAUCUCAUUUGCGUGCUUUACAUACUCGCGGUGACUUUCAGUUUCCUCGUUAUAGACAGCAAUUUCUAUAGUGGUGAUGUCGGUCUCGCCAUCACGCAGUCGAUGACUUUGAUUAUCAUGUGCCAAUGGGGCAUGCGUCAGACGGCGGAAAUGGAGAAUAAUAUGACGAGUGUUGAGCGUGUUAUCGAAUAUGCUGAGCUACCGCCCGAGCCUGCGCUGGAGACAGACACAAAGUUGGUGGCAUUGCCCAAAACAUGGCCCAGUGCGGGCGCACUACAAUUUAAGGAUCUCUAUCUACGUUACGUUGAACAGAACGAGCCAGUGUUGAGAGGUCUUAAUUUCGCUAUCAACUCCGAGGAGAAGAUCGGCAUUGUGGGACGCACAGGUGCCGGUAAAUCAUCCAUCAUACAGGCUAUAUUCCGUUUGGCUUUGAAUGAGGGUUCUAUAACAAUUGAUGGUGUUGACAUCAGCACGCUGGGCUUGCACGAUCUACGCAGUCGUGUUUCGAUAAUACCACAAGAUCCGGUUUUAUUCUCCGGCACACUACGCUACAAUCUCGAUCCGUUGGAGGAGAAAUCAGACGACGAGUUGUGGCGUGCUUUGGACGAUGUGAAAUUGAAAUCGUAUGUAUCAUCGCUGGAGGGUGGCUUAAAUUGUCGUAUGCAUGAUGGUGGUUCGAACUUUAGUAUGGGCCAAAGGCAGCUGGUCUGCAUGGCGCGUGCUAUACUAAGACACAACAAAUUGCUGAUUAUGGACGAAGCGACUGCAAAUGUGGAUCCAGAAACUGACAUGCUCAUUCAAGAGACUAUACACACAAACUUCCGACACUGCACCGUACUCACCAUCGCCCAUCGGCUCAAUACAGUCAUGGACAACGAUAAAGUGAUGGUCAUCGAUGCGGGUCAGCUGGUUGAGUUUGAUCAUCCACAUAUUUUACUGCGUGAUACAAAUGGUUUUCUCUAUAAGCUCGUGAAGAACACCGGCAGAUUUUCUUCGGAAAUUUUACAUCACAUCGCGGAGAAGAGUUAUAAGAAACGUGUGGGCGGCGCCGAAUAAAUUGAUAGGGUGGGGGUUACUAUAUUUGGCUAAGACGUUUUUUUUUUCUUCUUAAUUUUGGAUGCAAUUUUUUUUUCAACGGUUUUCAAAAAACCGGCUUUAUUUUAU